AAAGAUCAGAGGUGUUUGGGGCUCCCAAGAGUGACCCCUAGUGUCACUACAUCAACACAACGUCGAGUGAGUGACAGACAGGGAACAGAAUAAUAAGAACACUAACGAUUACAAUAUCGUAAUAAAAAUGAGGUCUAAUAGAUUGUAGCUAAUUUAUUUUAUAUGAAGCUGUAACAUUUUUGUCAAAAUAUCACAGUUACUGUAACUACUGUAAAAUUGUGAUACAUUUUAGUAAGGAUGAUGAUGUUUAGCCUAAUUUGAAAAACCUUUAUUUUAGCGCAUAGCACAGUGUUGCUGUUUUCCUCCUCAGUGCUGUUUGGCAUGUUGGGGCUGUCUACUGUUUGAGGUGUUUAGCUUCCUCCAUAGUGCUUUAAACUAGAAAAUUCUCUCUAGAAUUCAAAUGGGUCGCAUCAGUUUUGUGGUCUGCGGCACAAUAUCAAGGGAAGUCGGAACGCUCGAUACGUGCGCUCCAGAGUUAUCAGUAGGCUUUAAUCGCACCAUGAAAAUACCGCGCCAAAACUGAGAUUAUCAUUAAGGCAGCCUGAAAUUUCGCUUGGGCGGCUGCCGAAAAUUUUUCAGUGGAGGGAUAACCAUGGCAUUGUUCUUUCCCUGCUUAUGAACCAUGUGAAAUUUCAGCAGCAGCGCUCAUAAUUUAGCAGUGGCAGUGUGCUGCUGAAUGCAUAUAUAGGGGAAACACUGAAUUUUCCUGCUAACUAAACUUGUUUUACAUUCUUUGCACAUGACAACGGAAGGGUUUAUUGUAAAAUUCUGCUGUCUGUUGAAUAAACUCUUUCAAAGAUCUUACUCCAAAAAUGCAUGCUUGACACUGACCAAAAAAUAGCAAAUUUGGACUCAAUCUUAUAUUCAGCAAAUAUAUAUGUCAGCAAAGUGCUCUUUAAUAGAAACUUUUAAAAGAAUUACAACUUUUAAAUGAAAUGUCAUGGGUCAACAGAGGUUAAACGACUUCCCCAUCUUUAUAGAUGAAAAUUAACUCUUGCAUGAACUGCCAUAUCUCGGCAGGAAGGUCACUUAUUUCUUUUCCAUUGAGCUUCAUUGGUGUGUCAAUCUGAUUGAAUUCCAAUGCGCUUUGAUUGUCUGUACUUAAAGGUCAAUGUUCAGUUGAUUGAAUUGUAGGAUUUUGCUGUUCAGGUGUUGCUGAUUUGACUUGUAGUAAACCUCAAUAAUUGUGCAGUAUUCAUUAUAAUUAAUUUGGGAUUAGUUGUUCAUGUGGGAGAUAAUCCAAUAAGGCCAACCAGUGUUUUUAAUUCAUUUUUGCUUGAUAUAAAUAGACUUGGAAUGUUUGCGUGUGCCCUCAUUAUGUUUACAUGCACAAAUUUUUGUAAAUCCGAAUAAAUUCAGUCCGAUUGCUGAUUCCGAAUGUACUGUUUAUAUGUCACCUAAAUUUUGCAAUCCGAUACAAAUAUCCGUUUACAUGUGCAUUACAUGUAUUCCGAACAAAACUUCUGUGUGUGUGAAGAGCGUCAGUCGUUGCGUUCUGGAGAAGCAGAGAAAGGAUAAGAAAGUGAGAAUGGCACCAAAAGCUGUAAUUAGCAUUUUUGCUAUGUUGAGAUAUCUAAAAAAUAUGCCAGAAAAGCUUUCUUCUUAUGUUACUCACUCUACUUGGCAAACGAAGAAUUAGAAGCAGCGUCUAAUGUUGUAACGUUGAUGGGAAGGACGAGACGAGAGAGUGUGGACCCCCCCCCCCAAAAAAAAGGGGCGGGUCCUGAAGCCCAAAAUUAAGAGGAUGACACCGAAGGCCAGGGAGGAGCCAGUGGACGAUCAGGAGGCCUGGGAGGGGCCACAAGUCAGGGACAGGGUCAGGAGGCCUGGGAGGCGGCCACAGGGUAGGGACAGGGUCAGGAGGCCUGGGAGGCGGCCACAGAGCCACAGUUGGUUCAGGAGACAGAGCUAAAGAUGGAGCGGGCAGAGCCGAAGGAGGAACAGGGAAUUGAGUUCCAGGAGGAGGGUCCGGAGGUGGAGCGGGUGGAGCCACAGGAGGAGCAGGGAAUUGAGUUCCAGGAGGAGGAUCCAGAGGCGGAGCGGGCAGAGCUGCAGGAGGAGCACAGGUUUGUGUUUCAGGAGGAAGAUCCGGAGGCGGAGCGGGCAGAGCCACAGGAGAAAGAGGCUCUGGGAUAGUGGAUGGAACCACUGGAGGAGUUGUCUUUGGAAGAGCGGAUGGAAGAAAUGCUUUAAAUAUGGUUUUGACAUCAGGAAGGGUGGACGUCAAUUCACACUUCUUUGAACUCUCUCAAAACCUGUCAGCAACAGCUUUGAAGAACUCUUUGAAUAUGAUCAAACAUUCUAACGACAAUGGGCUACUGAUAUAGGCAACAUUACUUAUGCUGUUUCAUAAUGGUCAAGGGGCAGAGACUCCCAGUGCCUCACAGAAGCUGCCAAUUCCAACUCCCAGCGGCAGACCAUCUCCAGCUCCCCCACUGGUCCCCGCUGCCACCCAACCUGUCCCCAGCACCUUCCUCACCCCCCAACCUCAACCUCAGUCGCAGUCAGUACCAGGCCAGCCCUCACUCAUCAUACAGCUCCAGCAGAAACAGAACCGCAUCACCCCUAUUCAGAAACCUCAGGGUCUGGACCCUGUGGAACUCUUACAAGAGAGGGAGCACCGGCUCCAGGCCAGGAUUGCUCACAGAAUUCAGGAGCUGGAAAAUCUUCCAGGGUCAUUGCCACCUGAUCUACGGACAAAAGCUACCGUGGAACUAAAGGCCUUAAGAUUACUCAACUUCCAGCGGCAGCUAAGGCUGGAUGUUGUAGCCUGCAUGCGCAGGGACACAGCUGUGGAGACGGCACUAAACUCCAAGGCUUACAAACGUAGCAAGAGACAGACACUGAGAGAAGCUCGCAUGACAGAGAAAUUAGAGAAGCAACAGAAGAUCGAACAGGAGAGGAAGCGCAGACAGAAACACCAGGAGUAUCUUAACAGCAUCCUGCAGCAUGCAAAGGAUUUCAAAGAGUAUCACAGGUCCAUCUCUGGAAAAAUCCAGAAGCUGUCCAAGGCCAUCGCCACCUGGCACACCAACACAGAAAGAGAGCAGAAGAAGGAGACAGAACGCAUUGAGAAAGAGAGGAUGAGGAGACUGAUGGCUGAGGAUGAAGAAGGUUACAGGAAGCUGAUUGACCAGAAAAAGGACAAGCGUUUGGCUUACCUCCUUCAACAGACAGACGAAUACGUGGCCAACCUGACUGAACUUGUCUAUGAGCACAAGGCCGCUCAGGCUGCCAAGGAGAAGAAGAGGAAGAGAAAAAAGAAGAAGGAAGCUGGUGAUGUCGAAGGAAUGGGAGCUAUCGGGCCCGAUGGAGAGCCCAUAGACGAAAGCAGCCAGAUGAGUGAGCUGCCAGUCAAAGUUAUUCAGACUGAGACUGGGAAAGUGCUACAGGGGACUGAUGCCCCCAAGUCCAGUCAGUUAGAGGCCUGGCUUGAGAUGAACCCUGGCUAUGAAGUUGCUCCACGGUCAGACAGCGAAGAGAGUGGCUCAGAAUUUGAAGAGGAGGAUGAAGAAGAGGUGGUCUCGAGAGCUGAAUCAGAAGAAAAGAAAGUCAUCGACCCCAACAGUGAUGAAGUGUCGGAAACAGCAGCCAAGCACAUCAUAGAGUCCGCUAAGCAGGAUGUGGAUGAUGAGUACAGUGUUCAGGCAGGCCAGACCAGCUCCCAGUCUUACUAUGGAGUAGCCCAUGCGGUCAUAGAGAAAGUGGAGAAACAGUCCACCCUCCUGAUCAAUGGAACACUCAAGCAGUACCAGAUCCAAGGGCUUGAAUGGAUGGUGUCUCUAUACAACAACAACCUGAAUGGUAUUCUGGCAGAUGAGAUGGGUCUGGGCAAGACCAUUCAAACUAUCGGCCUUAUCACAUAUCUGAUGGAACACAAGCGGCUCAAUGGGCCAUACCUCAUCAUUGUACCACUCUCGACUUUGUCCAACUGGGUUUAUGAGCUGGACAAGUGGGCACCAAGUAUUGUGAAAAUUGCCUACAAGGGCACACCAUCAAUGCGGAGGUCUUUGGUGCCGCAGCUCCGUAGUGGGAAGUUCAAUGUUCUUCUUACCACGUAUGAGUACAUCAUCAAAGAUAAGCACAUUCUCGCCAAGAUUCGCUGGAAGUACAUGAUUGUGGAUGAAGGCCACCGCAUGAAGAACCAUCACUGCAAGCUCACGCAGGUGUUGAACACUCACUACGUCGCUCCAAGGAGGCUGUUGCUCACUGGGACCCCACUGCAGAAUAAGCUACCUGAGCUCUGGGCCCUGCUCAACUUCCUCUUGCCCACCAUCUUCAAAAGCUGCAGCACCUUUGAGCAGUGGUUUAAUGCUCCCUUUGCUAUGACAGGAGAGAGGGUGGAUCUAAAUGAAGAGGAGACCAUCCUUAUCAUUCGUCGUUUGCAUAAGGUAUUGCGUCCCUUCCUGCUGCGCAGACUGAAAAAAGAGGUAGAGUCUCAGUUGCCUGAGAAGGUGGAGUAUGUCAUCAAAUGUGACAUGUCAGCAAUUCAGAAGGUGCUUUACAGGCACAUGCAGGGCAAAGGCAUCCUGCUUACUGACGGCUCAGAGAAAGACAAGAAGGGUAAAGGAGGAGCCAAGACCUUAAUGAACACCAUCAUGCAGCUGAAGAAGAUCUGUAAUCAUCCCUACAUGUUUCCGCACAUCGAGGAAUCCUUUGCUGAGCACUUGGAGUAUCCAAAUGGCAUUAUCAGUGGCGCUGACCUGUAUCGUGCCUCGGGCAAGUUUGAGUUACUGGACCGGAUCCUGCCCAAGCUAAAGGCCACCAAUCAUCGAGUGCUUCUCUUCUGUCAGAUGACCUCCCUCAUGACCAUCAUGGAGGAUUAUUUUGCCUACCGUAACUUCCUCUAUCUGCGUCUGGAUGGAUCCACAAAGUCUGAGGACCGAGCAAUGCUUUUAAAGAAAUUCAAUGAUGAAGGCUCACAGUAUUUCAUCUUCCUACUGAGCACCAGGGCAGGAGGUCUUGGCCUAAACUUGCAGGCAGCAGACACCGUUGUGAUCUUUGACAGCGACUGGAACCCCCACCAGGACUUGCAGGCCCAGGACCGAGCCCACCGUAUCGGCCAGCAGAACGAAGUACGUGUACUGCGGCUUUGUACCGUGAACAGCGUGGAGGAGAAGAUUCUAGCAGCGGCCAAGUAUAAACUGAAUGUGGAUCAGAAGGUCAUUCAGGCAGGCAUGUUUGAUCAGAAGUCCUCCAGCCAUGAGCGCAGAGCCUUCCUGCAAGCUAUUCUGGAGCAUGAGGAACAGAAUGAGGAGGAAGAUGAAGUUCCAGAUGAUGAAACUCUCAAUCAAAUGAUUGCCCGUAAUGAGGAUGAAUUUGAGCUCUUCAUGCGCAUGGAUUUAGACCGUCGUCGAGAGGACGCACGCAACCCAAAGCGUAAACCUCGGCUAAUGGAAGAGGAUGAGUUGCCAUCAUGGAUCCUGAAAGAUGAUACAGAGGUGGAGCGACUCACCUGUGAGGAAGAAAAAAUCUUCGGACGAGGAUCUCGUCAUCGCAGAGAUGUUGACUACGGCGACACAUUGACAGAGAAGCAGUGGCUAAGGGCCAUAGAAGAUGGCAACCUUGAGGAAAUUGAGGAGGAGAUACGCCUGAAGAAGCGCAAGCGUCGGAGACAUGUGGACAAAGACAGAAGACGUGAGGAUGUAGAGAAGGCCAAGAAAAGGAGAGGACGCCCUCCAGCAGAGAAGCUCUCCCCAAACCCACUCAAACUCACAAAACAGAUGAAUGUCAUCAUCGAUACUGUGAUCAAUUACAGAGACGUAUCAGGCCGUCAGCUCAGUGAGGUCUUUGUGCAGCUGCCCUCCAGGAAAGAGCUCCCUGAAUACUAUGAGCUGAUAAAGAAGCCAGUGGACUUCAAGAAGAUUAAGGAGCGUGUGCGUAGCCACAAGUACAGAAGUGUGAGCGAUCUGGAGAAAGACGUCAUGCUUCUUUGUCACAAUGCUCAGACUUACAAUCUGGAGGGCUCUCAGAUCUAUGAGGACUCCAUUGUUCUCCAGUCAGUAUUCAAGAGUGCCAGACAAAAGAUUGCUAAGGAAGAAAGCGAAGAUGACAGCGACGAGGAUGACGAUGACGAGGAAGAAUCAGAGGCAGAGUUCCAAGCUAAGUCAGUGAGGGUGAAAAUUAGGCUGAGCAAACGGGAGGAGAGACGUCAGGACAAAGGCAAGAAGAGACGGAGCCGUGGAAAGGCUAAGCCCAUGGUCAGCGAUGAUGACAGCGAGGAAGACCAGGAGGAGAACGAGCAGUCAGAGGGGAGCCACAGUGACGAUGAGUGAGGAGUCAAGCUGAUGUUCAGCAUUCCUUUCACAUGUUUAUAUCCUUUACCUUUCCGCUGUCAUCCAACUGAAUUAUUCUGUACUUCACCUAAGGCUUGUUAUAAGAGUGAUUGUUUUUGUGUCUUUUAUUUUAUUGUAUGGAUACACAUUUUGUCUUGUUUUGCUGUCACACAUUUUUGAAUGCAGUCAACUAAGAACGAAUCUACAGUGAGAAAACAUAUUUUUUGAAAACCAGUGGCUGAAUUUUGCACCUUUAGAAUAUUACUUAGUCAUUCUGAAAUUUCAUUACACACAGUUAUGAAUUUUAGGAAUGACUUCUGUGUGCUUGUACUGUAUAUAAUUAACAUUUAUGAAAUGUUUUAAAAAAGCAAGCAAAAUAUGUUUGAUUAAAACCAACCAAAGAACUUAAUUUAUAAGCUUUUAAAGCCUUUAUUUUAAACUGAACAUUGCAGAGACUUAAGGUUAAACCAGGCGUUUAUGAUUUAUUUGCAAAGCAUAUCUUCAAGACUUCAAGUGUUACUUAAAGUGAAGUCCUCAUUACAUGAGCAUUUUGUAUCGGCUUUAAUAAACCACAUACUUUAUUGAUGUCUGUAUUGUAUUGCAUGCUGCACAAAAGACAGAAGGGAUUACGAAUGUGUUUGAGAACAGACUGCUGAUCAGCCCUAUACUGUUUCAGUGAUACGUGAAAGGAUUUAGCAAGCAUUGUACGAUAUCUGCAGACAUGACAAACUCUUCGCAAUCUGACCUCCCACUGGUUACAAGGACAAAUGCAGACUGAAUUGUUGCAAUGUUAUUUACCUCGCUUCUCAAAAUUGUUGUGCUUCAUAUUUACAACUGAGAUGAGUGUUACUCACGUGGAUUCUGCAACCAAUAUUUUACAGCAAAUUGUAUGUCGGACUAUAAACCAGCUCUAAAUUGCUGUCGUUGCCUAAAUUGAUAUUUUUCUAUUUUCUUUUUUUAUAAAGAAAUGGUGUUAUUAAGGAGUGAGAUUUUUUUUUAUCAUUCUUUGCCCUUCUUAUGUAUUGAUAGAAAUACAUAUUUUAUUUUGUUUUAUUUUAUCAUUGAGUGAUAUUGCUUUAGCAUUUACUCAUCAAUACACUUGCUUCAUUGACAGUGAGAACUCUUUUUGGUCUAUUCUCCUGUGUGUCAUUGGUCAUUUCUAGCAUCUCUUUAUGUGCAUUGUGCUUGAAAACUAUUCUAAAGUGUCAUAAUCUUUGCUCUUCUUGCACACUUGUCUUUGUGGUUGUAACUCAUAGCCCAAAAUAAAUAAAUAUCACCAGUGGUGAACCUUCUCUU
Molecule: messenger RNA, 7571 nt
Organism: Myxocyprinus asiaticus (Chinese sucker)
Lineage: Eukaryota; Metazoa; Chordata; Actinopteri; Cypriniformes; Catostomidae
Product: probable global transcription activator SNF2L2
Exons: 31
Coding region: 2340-6275 (1311 amino acids)
Biological process (GO): positive regulation of transcription by RNA polymerase II
Cellular component (GO): nucleus
Molecular function (GO): ATP binding; ATP-dependent chromatin remodeler activity; histone binding
Source: RefSeq, a predicted model, not a curated record